This is a messenger RNA of Dentiscutata erythropus, 1140 nucleotides long. The record is from the annotation of a GenBank genome assembly. NCBI's taxonomy places the organism in Eukaryota, Fungi, Glomeromycota, Glomeromycetes, Diversisporales, Gigasporaceae.
AUGACUCGACUACUUCCUCCAGAAAUUUUAAACAUAGUUUUCAAAGAAAUUCAUGAUGAGAGAGAAGGAAGAUUUAGUAACCUUAGUUCUUGCGCAAGAGUUGAUAGAACUUGGUGUACAAGUGCUAUUCCAUUACUUUGGUCUGAUCCAUUCGAAACACAUGGUAGCUCUCGUGAAUGCGUUAUUAAUAUCUAUUUGGCCUUUCUUAAUACCGAAGAAUUAGGAGAAUUAAGAAAUAAUGGAGUUCCUAUUUUUGAUCUACCAAAUCAUCCAAUCUUAAACUAUCCUUCUUUUCUAAAAACUUUUAAUCAUCAAAUGAUAAAUAACGCAAUAUAUUCUUGGUGUGAAUGUUAUGGUGUUAUUGAUGAUGACAUAAUUUUGAAAUACGUACGAGGUGCAUUCAUUAAAGUUCUUUGUAAAUGUGAUACAAACUUACGUACACUUUAUUGCUCUACUGAAUUUGUUGUUGAAUACAACUUAUUACAAUCAAACUUCCAUUCUGUGAUCGCUUCUGUGAAUAAGAUGUACAUUGAUUUAAAAUAUAUUGAUAUCAAAUUUUUAUCUUACUUAUCUCAAGCUUGUCAACAAGUGAAUUAUUUGGAAAUAUAUUUUAGUUUAUUUCCACGAACUUCUCAAGAUGCCAAAAUUGAAGCUGAUAGUUUGGCUACAUUAAUACGAUAUCAAGUUCAAUUACAAAGAAUUCAUAUUUAUAGAUGUUAUCAAUAUGUUCAUCUAAUAAUUGAUGCAUUACAACAUCAAUCAGGUUCAUUAAGAGAAGUCGUAUUUCAUCAAGUUAAUUUUCAAGAUUGUGGACCUUUACAUGGUUUAGCAACUUGUAAAUAUUUAGAACAUUUAGAAAUUGGUGAAGGUUGUCAAAACCUUACUGAAGAGAUGUGUAGACCACUAUUUGAUGCAUCAUUCGUCGAUCUUCAUGUUGUAUUAUAUAAUGGAAUCAAUUAUUCUACCGAUCCUUUUAAUUUUUUUCAUUGUAAAGAACUUGUUGAAUGGGCUGAAAAGCAAUGUGGAACAAAUGAAAGAACUAUAAAACAACACGGGAUUCCAUUGAAAUGCUUAUGUACAAAUAAUGUAAAAAGACCGAGAGGCAUACACCCUCAUCAUGUUCUUGGUUUACGGAGUUAA